This is a messenger RNA of Rubroshorea leprosula, 1311 nucleotides long. The record is from the annotation of a GenBank genome assembly. NCBI's taxonomy places the organism in Eukaryota, Viridiplantae, Streptophyta, Magnoliopsida, Malvales, Dipterocarpaceae.
CUCCAACCUAAGAAUCACAAUUCACAAACAUGAAAAAUAUUGAAGAUGUUGCUUUUAUUUUUGUUAUGUCAGUAAUUUCAGUAUCCAUCGUCAUUCUUCUUAUUAUUCUAAUCAUCCUUUGCAGAAAGAAACCAGUUCAAUCCCAAGAAACGCUUCCUGCCAAAUUCUGUGCGCCGGCGUACCAAUUAACCGAUAUAGAUGCAGCCACGGACGGCUUUAACCACCAGAGGAUCAUCGGAAAAGGCCGCUUGGGAACAGUCUACGCAGCGGUUCUGAAGGGAGAGCUGGCAGCGGUGAAAAGGAUUCAUCCGCGGCUUGUUUUGAGCAAUGCUGGAUUCGGGUUUUCUUCGGUGAUCAAAACGCUGUCGUUGGUCCAACACCCGCAUGUGGUGCCCAUCCUAGGGUUUGCUCAAGCUCCGGGGGAGAGAUUUAUAGUGAUGGAGUUUGACGGGAUGGUGAGUUUGGAUCUCUAUUUACACGAAAGCUCCGACGUGGUAUCGCUGUUGGACUGGAACCGGCGGUUCAGGGUGGCGGCAGGGGUGGCCAGAGGACUUCAUUAUUUACAUGAAGCUGUGGCACCAAAUAUUGUACAUGGGUGUGUUAAGGCUUCAAAUAUUUUAUUAGAUGUCAAAUUUUGUGCAAAGUUAUGUGAUUAUGGGUUAUCUUUUUUGUUACCCCAAGAGAAGGGAGGGCUAGUGGGGUAUGUCGAUGACGAAUAUUGGGUUGGAAGCGGUGUUGGUAGCGGCGGCGGUGGCGGCGGUGCUAGUAAGGAAAGUGAUGUAUAUGGAUUUGGGGUGGUUUUGUUGGAGCUAUUGAGUGGGAGGAGAAGUGGAGGAGGGUGGCUUAUGAAAUGGGCAUUGCCUUUGAUCAAGGAAAUGAGGUUUAAUGAAGUUUUGGACCCUAGACUGGUAAUUCCUGGUGACAUUAAGCCUCUUGUUAGAUUGGCCAAAGUUGCCUCAGCUUGUGUUGGUAAUAAUAGAAAGGAUAGACCUUCGAUUUCUCAAGUAUCGACAAUUUUGAACAAUUUGGAGAUUGAGGUAUGCCUUUGAUCAAUUCAUAAUUAUAUUGAAUUUCUUCUACAAAAAGACAAGGUAGAUGCCUAGAUUUUCCAGUUUUGGCAUCAGUUUUGAAUGUAUAAUGUAUUCAGUUCUUUGGGUCAAAAAUAGAAGGCGGGUCACAGCUGCGAAACAAUUCUGUCUUCUUUGGAAGAUUAGAUAUUUAGAAUACCUUCGGCUUUGGCCUAUUGUAGACCUGUUUAGGAAGAAAACUAUUCUAUUUCUAUAUGUUGUAUCAUAAAAUUAUACAAUUCCU